CGCCAGGAGGCAGGUCGUGUGCGUGACGUCACGCGGUGCUCAGCGCGGGUAGGACUGCACGCCGCCGUAGCCGCUCAGUCAGUUCCCGCGGCGACUGCGGCGCGUAGCGUGGAGGGUCCGUGCGCGUGACGUCACGGGGUAUCGCGUUCGGCGAGCGUUUCGCGAUAAGGGACUCGCACACACACAUAUAGGCGGGCCAGUUAGGGCGCCGGCCGCCAGGGGGCAGCAGAGGAGAGCGCUGUUCGCGAGCCGGGCAGUAGUGCAUGGCGGCGGCUGCCGGCGCUAGGGCGGCCGCUGCGUGUCGCAGUAGCUCGGCGAGCAGCAGCAGCGCGCGCGCAGCCAUGCCGCAGUGCGCAGUGGCCACGUGCCGCAACUCGCACCGGAAGACGCGCGGCCGGCGCGUGCGCUACCACCGGUUCCCCGCGGAGGCGGAGGCGCGCGGCCGCUGGGUGGCGGCGUGCGGCCGCGGCCGCGACGGCACCUUCAACGCCAGCACGGCGCGCGUCUGCUCGCUGCACUUCUCCGCGCGCAGCUACGAGCGCGACGUGCAGCACGAGCUGCUGGGCCUGCCGCCGCGCUCCCGCCUGCGCCGCGGCGCCGUCCCCGAUCGCGCA
Molecule: messenger RNA, 614 nt
Organism: Schistocerca nitens (vagrant locust)
Lineage: Eukaryota; Metazoa; Arthropoda; Insecta; Orthoptera; Acrididae
Exons: 1
Molecular function (GO): sequence-specific DNA binding
Source: RefSeq, a predicted model, not a curated record